UAUUAUUAUUUUAUUGUUUCCCUUCAAUGUGACUUUACCGAAAGAGCUAAGAAUAUGGCGACUUUUAUUCAAACAAAACCCCAUAACACUGGCCUGGACCUGAAAAUACAAAAUAAAACAUCUCAUGCACUGGACCUUCAGAGCAGGAUUAAAUAUGAAAGACAAGAUUCCACUGUAGUUAUAAAGUACAUUUCGUGAUGAUAAUGAUUUAUGCAGAAGCGCUUUUAAGAAUUUAGUUUAAAGAUAGACAAAUUGGGAUAUAUGGUCACUUUAUGAAAAAUAAAAUUUGGAGUGACCAAAUUUGCCCAGAGAUGAACCCACGCGUCCGAGCGGCUGACACUCAAAUACCGCACGGAUAGGUCUUCAACAACCUACCUGCUGCACUGCCUCGUACAUGAACCUUAUUGCCAUGCAGCUGAGCGUCUCGCAUGGCAUCACACUGGUCCCAUCUCUGCACGGUUUAUCACCCCCCCCUCCACCUUCAAGUCACUCCGAGAUUGCAAGCUUUAUCAUAUCACCACUGCACCCAUGGUGAGUCGUAAAAAAUCCAUUUGCUUUCUAUGCCUCCUCGGAGGCAGUGGCACGUGUCUACACGUCGAGUGCACGUGCACUGUGUGUGUGUGUGCACUGUGUGUGUGCACGUGCACUGUGUGUGUGUGUGCACGUGCGCUGUGUGUGUGUGUGCACUGUGUGUGUGUGUGCACGCACAGUGGAUGAGCAGUGGCGUAGCUGUUCACGCGCCGCGUUACAAAUCUGGCCACCUGAGUUUUAUUCCCACUCCUGGCCGGCAUCGCUGGCGAAUAACUUAAUCGGUCCUGCACCUCCCCUAGGUCGAUUCUGCCUUAAAUGAACAUCCGCUGUGGGGUGGGUAAACAUCAGCACGCGAGAGACGUGUGUUGUACCGGCCACGCCGCCGUGCCGGCGUUCGUAGGUUCUCGCUAACAGGCAAUUGCUCCCAAGAGCCUGCGUGAGUCAACACAGGGUGGUGGGUGGGCAGCGUUGGCCGGGGAUCUUCACCUCUGCGCGUUGUGCGUGGGUCGGCGCCCGUUGUCUGCAGACUGCCCGUGCAACGCGCAGCAGCCGCAGCCAUGCCUGCGGCUGAUGCGCAAGUUCGGCAGCUGCUUCUCCGGCGGCGUCUCUCGCGGGCUGGACGGCCUCCUGGCUGUGCGCACCAUGCUGUCUGGCGGCACCGCCUCGGCCGACCCCUCCCUGCUGGGCCAAAGCAGCCGCCUGUGCAACGACAAGGAUGGACUGGCUGAAUUAUUGGCGCUGUUCCGUACUUCGCCACCAUCUGCCGACAUACCGUGUCUCGACAAAGACAUCUGCGCCCAGGAAUGUGGUUCUUGUGGCAAGAGUCCAUGCUCAUGCGACAAUGCAUGUAACACACCGUGUGACACCGCAUGCGGCAACUGCUGCGGUGGCUCGUGCAGCGGUUCCUGCUGCAAUUCGUGUGACCCGUCCAGCGGCACGCCGUGUGACACCGCAUGCGGCAACUGCUGCGGUGGCUCUUGCAGCGGUUCUUGUUGCAAGCCAUGUGACCCAUCCAGUGGCACGCCGUGUGACACCGCAUGCGACACCGCAUGCGGCAACUGCUGCGGUGGCUCUUGCAGCGGUUCCUGCUGCAAUCCCUGUGGCACGCCCUGUGGCACGCCGUGUGACACCGCAAGUGGCAACUGCUGCGGUGGCUCGUGCAGCGGUUCCUGCUGCAAUCCGUGUGAUACGUCCAGUGGCACGCCGUGUGACAUCGCAUGCGGCAACUGCUGCGGUGGCUCGUGCAGCGGUUCCUGCUGCAAUCCGUGUGGCACGUCCAGUGGCACGCCGUGUGACACCGCAUGCGACACCGCAAGUGGCAACUGCUGCGGUGGCUCGUGCAGCGGUUCCUGCUGCAAUCCGUGUGACCCAUCCAGUGGCACGCCGUGUGACACCGCAUGCGACACCGCAAGUGGCAACUGCUGCGGUGGCUCGUGCAGCGGUUCCUGUUGCAAUCCGUGUGACCCGUCCAGUGGCACACCAUGUGAAACCGCAUGUGACACCGCAUGCGGAAACUGCUGCGGUGGCUCGUGCAGCGGUUCCUGCUGCAAUCCGUGUGGCACGCCCUGCGACACCACCGGUGAGACGCCCUGCGACUCCUCCGCAUGCAGCAACUGCUGCAGUGGCCCAUGCGGGCCUUGCGGUUGCAAAAGUGGCGGUGGCUGCACCGGCGCUUGCUGUGAAGGUGGAACUUGCAACUGCCAAGGGGGGACCUGCAGCUGCGGUGGAGGGAGCUGUGGAAGCACAGGGUGUUGCUGUGGAGGGACCGGCAGUCCGUGCAGUGGUGAUGGCAGCAGCCCUUGCCCCUGCAGCUGUUCCUCAGACUGCUGUGGCGGGGCCUCCCCGUGCUGUGGAUCUGAAGGCUGCGGUGCUACCUCGGCUCCUGCUGAUUCCCAGCCUACAGUGGUGGCCGUGUAAAGUGAUGGGGUGGAGCCUCGGUCCCAGAGGGUUUUAGAUUUGUAGAAGCCCCAACCUUAAUUGGUUGCCUCAGGUAUUGCAAUAAAAUUACGUAGAACAAGCAAC
Molecule: messenger RNA, 2553 nt
Organism: Petromyzon marinus (sea lamprey)
Lineage: Eukaryota; Metazoa; Chordata; Hyperoartia; Petromyzontiformes; Petromyzontidae
Source: RefSeq, a predicted model, not a curated record